GCACCAGCGCCUCUACGAAGCUCCGCGGCGGGAGCGAGCUGGUGGGCGCCUCCGCCGCGCGCACUUCCGGGACGCGGCGCGCCGCUCUGUGGAAUCUCCUCUUCCCGGGUGGACUGGGGGGAUUCGGGGCCAGAGAUUCCGCUGGGUGUCAGUGGGCGCCCGUAGAGGCGCUAAAAGAGAAGGUGGUAGGUCUAGGGACUCCCGGGCCGCCCGAGAAAUGAUUCACGAACUGCUCUUGGCCCUGAGUGGGUACCCAGGGUCUAUUUUCACCUGGAACAAGCGGAGUGGCCUGCAGGUUUCCCAGGAUUUUCCAUUUCUUCACCCCAGUGAGACUAGUGUCCUGAAUCGACUCUGCCGGCUUGGCACAGACUACAUCCGAUUCACUGAGUUCAUUGAACAGUACACAGGCCAUGUGCAGCAACAGGAUCACCAUCUAUCCCAGCAGGGCCAAGGUGGACUACAUGGGAUCUACCUGAGAGCCUUCUGCACAGGACUGGAUUCAGUUUUGCAGCCUUAUCGCCAAGCACUGCUUGAUUUGGAACAAGAGUUCCUGGCUGACCCCCAUCUCUCCAUAUCACAUGUCAAUUACUCCUUAGAUCAGUUCCAGCUCCUGUUUCCCUCUGUGAUGGUUGUAGUGGAACAAAUUAAAAGCCAAAAGAUUCAUGGCUGUCAAAUCCUGGAAACAGUUUACAAACAUAGCUGUGGGGGGUUGCCUCCAGUUCGAAGUGCAUUAGAAAAAAUCCUGGCUGUAUGCCAUGGAGUCAUGUAUAAACAGCUCUCAGCCUGGAUGCUGCAUGGACUGCUUUUGGACCAGCAUGAAGAGUUCUUCAUCAAACAGGGUCCAUCUUCUGGUAAUAUCAGUGCACAACUGGAAGAGGAUGAGGAGGAUCUGGGUAUUGGAGGCCUGACAGGAAAACAACUGAGAGAGCUGCAGGACCUGCGCCUAAUUGAGGAAGAGAACAUGCUGGCCCCAUCUCUGAAGCAGUUUUCCCUGAGGGUGGAGAUUUUACCAUCCUACAUUCCAGUGAGAGUUGCUGAAAAAAUCCUCUUUGUUGGAGAAUCUGUCCAGAUGUUUGAGAAUCAAAAUGUGAACCUGACAAGGAAAGGGUCCAUCUUGAAAAACCAAGAGGACACUUUUGCUGCUGAGCUGCACCGGCUCAAGCAGCAGCCACUCUUCAGCCUGGUGGACUUUGAGCAGGUGGUAGAUCGGAUUCGGAGCACUGUGGCUGAGCACCUCUGGAAGCUAAUGGUGGAAGAGUCAGAUUUACUGGGUCAGCUUAAGAUCAUUAAAGACUUUUACCUUCUGGGACGAGGAGAGCUGUUCCAAGCCUUCAUUGACACAGCUCAACACAUGUUGAAAACACCACCCACUGCAGUAACAGAGCAUGAUGUGAAUGUGGCCUUUCAACAAUCAGCACACAAGGUGUUGCUAGAUGAUGACAACCUUCUCCCUCUGUUGCACUUGACGAUUGAGUAUCAUGGAAAGGAUCACAAAGCAGAUGCCACCCAGCCAAGAGAAGUGCCUUCUCGGGAAACAUCCCCCCGGGAAGCUCCGUCUUCCGGCUGGGCUGCUCUAGGACUUUCCUACAAAGUACAAUGGCCACUGCACAUUCUCUUCACCCCAGCUGUCUUGGAAAAGUACAAUGUUGUUUUUAAGUACUUACUGAGUGUGCGCCGUGUCCAAGCUGAACUGCAGCACUGCUGGGCGCUCCAGAUGCAGCGCAAGCACCUCAAAUCUAACCAGACGGAUGCGGUCAAGUGGCGCCUAAGAAACCACAUGGCCUUCUUGGUAGAUAAUCUUCAGUAUUAUCUCCAGGUAGACGUGCUGGAAUCUCAAUUCUCACAGCUGCUUCAUCAAAUCAAUUCUACGAGGGACUUUGAAAGCAUCCGACUGGCGCAUGACCAUUUCCUAAGCAAUUUGCUGGCCCAGUCCUUUAUUUUGCUGAAGCCUGUGUUUCAUUGCCUGAAUGAAAUCCUAGAUCUCUGUCACAGUUUUUGUUCACUGGUCAGUCAGAACCUGGGUCCACUGGAUGAGCGAGGAGCUGCCCAGCUGAGCAUUCUCGUGAAGGGCUUUAGUCGCCAGUCUUCACUCCUGUUCAAGAUUCUUUCCAGUGUUCGUAAUCACCAGAUCAACUCAGAUUUGGCUCAGUUACUGCUCCGGCUAGACUAUAACAAAUACUAUACCCAGGCUGGUGGAACUCUGGGCAGUUUUGGGAUGUGAAAACUCUGGUUCACAAAAUGAAGUAACAGUCUGCCCUACCAUCUUCUGAUGUCUGUAACAAAUCUCUUUAGUCAUUCAUCAG
Apodemus sylvaticus (European woodmouse) is the source of this 2303-nucleotide messenger RNA. RefSeq names its product tubulin gamma complex associated protein 4 (gene Tubgcp4). The record is from RefSeq and is a predicted model, not a curated record. NCBI's taxonomy places the organism in Eukaryota, Metazoa, Chordata, Mammalia, Rodentia, Muridae. Gene Ontology annotation, cellular component: gamma-tubulin complex; centrosome; spindle pole. Bases 218 to 2221 code for a protein of 667 amino acids. The transcript is spliced from 18 exons. Gene Ontology annotation, biological process: mitotic cell cycle; microtubule nucleation; spindle assembly. Gene Ontology annotation, molecular function: gamma-tubulin binding; microtubule minus-end binding.